This is a messenger RNA of Parastagonospora nodorum SN15, 324 nucleotides long. RefSeq lists its product as hypothetical. NCBI's taxonomy places the organism in Eukaryota, Fungi, Ascomycota, Dothideomycetes, Pleosporales, Phaeosphaeriaceae. Gene Ontology annotation, cellular component: site of double-strand break; nucleus; DNA replication factor A complex. Gene Ontology annotation, molecular function: single-stranded DNA binding; damaged DNA binding. The coding region runs from base 1 to 324 and encodes 107 amino acids. Gene Ontology annotation, biological process: double-strand break repair via homologous recombination; mismatch repair; DNA replication. The transcript is spliced from 2 exons. The record is from RefSeq and is a predicted model, not a curated record.
AUGGACCACCCCCAAACCCCGCGCAUCCUCGCCCCGCACCUCUCCCAAUUCCAGCACCGCAUCGUGCGCAUCCUCGGCAAAGUCGUCCAACUGCGCGGCGAAACCGCCGUCAUCGACGCCGGCGGCAACGUGGACGUUGUUUUGAACCGCGACUCGCACCUGGCGGUCGGCCAUGCGGUCGAGGUUAUUGGGAAAGUCGAUGGCAAUUUGAAUGUCAAGGUGCAAGCGUGCACGGAUUGGGGGACGAGUGUUGAUUUCAAUGCGGCAAAUGCGGUUGUUGAGGCUACGCAUAGGCACAAGGCGAUUUUUUAUGAUGGGGAGUGA